Molecule: messenger RNA, 2626 nt
Organism: Rubroshorea leprosula
Lineage: Eukaryota; Viridiplantae; Streptophyta; Magnoliopsida; Malvales; Dipterocarpaceae
Source: the annotation of a GenBank genome assembly
ACCAAGUCCAACAGCCAACCCAGCAGCAAUAACUGAAGCGGCAGAAAUCAGUGGAUUAUUCAUUAUAAGUUCCUCACAGCAAAAUAAAACAAAGAAAUGGUUAGUGAUACUAUCAUAUCAUGAUAUAAAUAAAAUAAAGAAAUGGUGAACCUGGAAUUUUAAGAAAAAGAUCUUUUCUUUUUGAUCUCUUUCUUUCUUUCUUUCUUCUUCUUGUUCUUCUUCCUUUUUAAUUCCAAUUCAUUACCUGACAUUUGUCUAUUUCUAUCCCCUAAGUGGAUUAUAUGGAGUUGCACAUACACUAAGUUUCGCUAAGCUAAAAAAUAAAAAAGAUGAUACUUGUACUUUCUCAAAUUAUAUAUAUUGGACAUAUUUGGGGUGAAUGGCUGCUUAUCAUAUUCCGACAAAGUUCCUGAUGGAUUUUAUUUUAUUCAUGGAAUGGACCCAUAUAUGUGGACUAUCUGCACUGAUCUGCAUGAGCAUGGUCGUAUUCCAUCAAUUGAAUCACUAAGGUCUGUUGAUCCUAGUUUUGAUUCUUCUCUUGAAGUGAGCUUGGUUGAUCUGCAAAGUGAUCGCAUCUUGAAAGAACUGCAAAACAGAGUUCACAACAUUUCUUGUAGUUGUAUUACACCAGAAGAGGUUGUUGAUCAGCUAGCAAAGCUCGUGUGUAACCACAUGGGGGGUUCAGCUACUUCUGGAGAGGAUUGCUUUGUUUCCUUCUGGAAAGAGUGUAGUGAUGAUCUAAAAUAUUGUUUAGGAUCAGUUGUGAUUCCUAUAGGCAGCCUAUCUGUGGGACUCUGCAGACAUCGAGCUCUACUGUUCAAAGUGUUAGCUGACUCAAUUGAUCUUCCAUGUCGAAUUGCAAGGGGCUGCAAAUAUUGUAAAAGAUUUGAUGCUUCUUCUUGUCUUGUUCGGUUUGGGCUUAACAGGGAGUGUCUUGUCGAUUUAAUAGGGAAGCCAGGUUACUUAAGUGAGCCUGAUUCCUUGCUCAAUGGUCCAUCUUCCAUUUCAAUUUCUUCCCCAUUGCGUUUUCCACGUCUCAAACCAGCCGAACCUGACAUUGAUUUCAGGUCACUGGCCAAACAAUAUUUCUCAUACUCUCAGUCAUUCAAUAUUGUGUUUGAUGAUGCUUCAGCAGGUGCUACUAUUAAUGAAGAAAAUGCUGGAUUCUCUCUUCAUGAUAAGCAGCAUGAUAAGAUGGGCACAGAGAGAAACAACUCUAUGCAGAUCUCAAGUGAAAUUUCAAAGUUACCUCCGCCUCCAAAGUUUGCUCAGAUAAAGAAGAUUGUAAAAGAUCCAAUCCCUUUUAAGCACAUUCCUCCAAUUGGACUUAGGGAUAUUUCAAUGUUGGGCUCAAUACCAGAUGUUGGUAAAGAUUCAAGGAUUUCUGAGUAUGGUCAACUUGUUCCUGGCAAGCCAGAGAGAGAACUUGCCCUUGAUGUAGAUGGUUUGGAUAUUCCAUGGAGUGAUCUUAUCUUAAAGGAGAGAAUUGGAGCAGGCUCUUUUGGAACUGUUCAUCGUGCUGAGUGGAAUGACUCGGAUGUUGCCGUGAAAAUUCUCAUGGAACAAGACUUGCAUGCAGAGCGUAUCAAGGAAUUUCGGAGGGAGGUUGCAAUAAUGAAACGAUUGCGGCAUCCAAAUAUUGUUCUUUUCAUGGGUGCAGUUACUCAGCCCCCAAACUUGUCUAUUGUGACAGAAUACUUGUCAAGAGGUAGCUUAUAUAGGCUUUUACAUAAACCUGGAGCAAGAGAAGUCUUGGAUGAGAAGCGUCGGUUGAAUAUGGCCUAUGAUGUGGCAAAGGGAAUGAAUUAUCUUCAUAGGUGCAAUCCUCCAAUUGUCCAUAGAGAUUUAAAAUCUCCAAAUCUUUUGGUUGAUAAAAAGUAUACUGUAAAGGUCUGUGAUUUUGGGCUUUCUCGCUUGAAGGAGAACACAUUUCUUCCAUCAAAGUCAGCAGCUGGAACGCCUGAGUGGAUGGCACCCGAAGUUCUCCGUGAUGAGCCAUCAAAUGAAAAGUCUGAUGUAUACAGUUUUGGUGUAAUUUUGUGGGAGCUUGCAACAUUACAACAGCCAUGGGGCAACUUAAAUCCAGCACAGGUUGUAGCAGCUGUUGGUUUCAAGGGUAAAAGGCUUGAGAUUCCACAUGAUCUCAAUCCUCUGGUGGCAGCCUUAAUCGAGGCUUGCUGGGCCAAUGAGCCGUGGAAACGUCCUUCCUUCUCUAGUAUCAUGGAAUCUUUGAGACCACUUAUUAAACCUCCCACACCUCAACCAAGUGACUCCAAUAUUUCACUGCUUACCUGAAGGGGUGGACGACCAGAAGGUCAUUUUACUCAUGCACAUAAUAGAACAUUCUUUUUGGCAUUUGAUAUCUGGCAAGAAUACAAGCUGUUUGAUAGUCAAGAAUUAUUGCUGUGCGUUCCUGCUCUCAUAACUGAUAGAGGAUCCAGAUUUUCAAUGUAUCCGAAAGAUUGUGGUAAAUUAUGUUACUCAUCCAAUCGUAAAAAUUAUUUCUUUCCAAGUUAGAUGUACCAUUACCGGGGAAAGGUUGUAGAAUGAUACUGUCUCCUCUAAUUUUGUAUGGAAAGAUUGUAACAAAUAAUAAUAAUAAUAAUAAUGAAUUCGAAAUUGCACC